AUGACAGCUGCUCAAUUGGGUUGUCAAUAUUGCACAGCAUCACUUCUUGGGAAGAAGUAUGUAUUAAAGGAUGACCAUCUAUACUGUGUUUCAUGUCAUGAUCGUAUCUUUUCUAACUACUGUGAGGAGUGCAAAGAACCUAUUGAAUCAGGUUCUAAGGAUCUUUGCUACAAAGGCCGGCACUGGCAUGGAGGAUGCUUCAAGUGUGCCAAAUGCAAUCACUCUUUGGUGGAAAAGCCUUUUGCUGCCAAGGAUGAGCGUCUGCUGUGCACAGAGUGCUAUUCUAACGAGUGCUCCUCCAAGUGCUUCCACUGCAAGAAGACCAUCAUGCCCGGUUCUCGCAAAAUGGAAUUUAAGGGAAACUACUGGCAUGAAACCUGCUUUGUGUGUGAGCAUUGCCGACAACCAAUAGGAAUGAAGCCUUUAAUUUCCAAAGAAAGUGGCAAUUACUGUGUGCCAUGUUUUGAGAAGGAAUUUGCUCACUAUUGCAACUUUUGUAAGAAGGCGAUAACUUCAGGUGGAAUAACAUUUCAUGACCAGCCGUGGCAUAAAGAGUGCUUUCUCUGUAGUGGCUGUAGGAAAGAGCUCUGUGAAGAAGAGUUUAUGUCCAGAGAUGAUUAUCCAUUCUGUUUGGACUGCUACGACCAUCUUUAUGCCGAAAAGUGUGCAGCUUGCAGUAAACCCAUUACUGGUCUCAGAGGUGCCAAGUUUAUCUGCUUUCAAGAUCGCCAGUGGCACAGUGAUUGCUUUAACUGUGGGAGGUGCUCCAUAUCCUUGGUGGGUGAAGGCUUCCUGACCCAAAAUAAGGACAUCUUCUGUCGCAAAUGUGGCUCUGGAGUGGACACUGACAUUUAGUUGGAGACCAA
This is a messenger RNA of Loxodonta africana (African savanna elephant), 866 nucleotides long. It is a transcript of the gene FHL5, whose product is annotated as four and a half LIM domains 5. Gene Ontology annotation, molecular function: transcription coactivator activity. Gene Ontology annotation, cellular component: nucleus; Z disc. The record is from RefSeq and is a predicted model, not a curated record. Gene Ontology annotation, biological process: positive regulation of transcription by RNA polymerase II. Bases 1 to 855 code for a protein of 284 amino acids. NCBI's taxonomy places the organism in Eukaryota, Metazoa, Chordata, Mammalia, Proboscidea, Elephantidae. The transcript has 5 exons.